Microthlaspi erraticum is the source of this 1632-nucleotide messenger RNA. The record is from the annotation of a GenBank genome assembly. NCBI's taxonomy places the organism in Eukaryota, Viridiplantae, Streptophyta, Magnoliopsida, Brassicales, Brassicaceae.
AUGAGAAUUUUGAAACCACUCCCAGCAAGUUCUUGUAUCUCGUUUUUAGUUCUAUACUUUACUUUAUACACCGUCACACAAACUUCUUCAACCUCUCUACAAGAUGAAUUCAUCAGCUGUCUCCACAGACACACAAAUGUCCAUUUCCCACUUGAGAAAACGUUCUUCACUCCCGAAAGAAACGCCUCGGUCUUCAUCGAAGUUCUUGAAUCCACGGCUCAAAAUCAACGGUACUUGACCAAGGCAAUGCCUAAACCGAAAUUCAUAUUCAAACCGGUUCACGAGUCUCACGUCCAAGCUUCCAUCAUCUGUUCCAAGAAACUCGGAAUUCAUGUUCUUGUUAGAAGCGGCGGUCACGAUUACGAAGGCGUGUCUUAUGCUUCACAGCUCGAAAAAUCGUUUAUAAUUAUUGAUAUGUCGAAGUUGAGAAAGAUCGAUGUCGAUAUUGAAGAUAAUAGUGUUUGGGUUCAAGCUGGUGCUACGAUUGGUGAGCUUUACUACAGAAUUUCAGAGAAGAGCAUGAUUCAUGGAUGUCCUGCGGGUAUAUACCCAACCGUAGGCAUAGGUGGGCAUAUUACAGGCGGUGCAUACGGUUCCUUGAUGCGCAAGUUUGGUCUUGCUGCAGACAACGUCCUAGACGCAAAGAUCGUUGAUGCCAAUGGUAAAUUACUCGACCGAACCACGAUGGGCGAGGAUCUUUUUUGGGCGAUAAGAGGAGGCUCUGGAGGGAGUUUCGGGAUCAUUUUAUCAUGGAAGAUCAAGCUUGUUCCCGUUCCUAAAACCCUAACCGUCUUCACGGUCACCAGAACAUUAAAGCAAGAUCCAGGAACCAAGAUCCUUUUGAAGUGGCAACGAAUCGCGGAUAAGCUUGUUGAAGAGCUCUUCUUACGAGUGUUCUUCACCAUAGCUGGAAACAAAGGAAACAAGACUGUAGCGAUGUCAUACAUAGGUCAGUUUCUUGGCAAGAAAGACACCUUGAUGGAGGUAAUGCACAAGGAGUUUCCAGAACUAGGGCUAACUCAAAAGGAUUGUAUAGAAAUGAGCUGGAUCGAAUCCAUAAUUUACCACGGUGGAUUCACAACCACAGGCCCUUUUCCUCCUCCUAAGGUUUUGCUUCAAGCGAAAUCACCUAUCGGAGAAGUCUACUUCAAGGCGAAAUCGGAUUACGCCAAAGAACCUAUUCCUGUUUUAGGGCUCAAAGGGAUGUUCAAGAAGAUGCUCGAAGAAGACGCAGCGUUAGUGAUUUGGACUCCUUACGGUGGAAUGAUGGAUAAAAUCCCUGAAUCUGAGAUCCCAUUUCCGCAUAGAAGAGGAACCAUCUUCAUGAUUCAGUAUUACAGGAGCUGGACAGACAGUGAGAAGAGACCGGACAUGCGUAUCAAAUGGAUCAGAGAGCUCUACAGUUACAUGACGCCUUAUGUCUCAAGAAAUCCAAGACAAUCGUAUGUGAACUACAGAGAUCUAGACCUGGGAACGAACAAGAUAAACGCGAACUUCGAAGAAGCUCACGUCUGGGGAACUAAGUACUUCAAAGACAACUUCUACAGAUUGGUGAAGAUUAAAACAAUGGUUGAUCCAAAGAACUUCUUCAGACAUGAGCAGAGUAUCCCACCUAUGAUGUUUCGUAGCUAA